Molecule: messenger RNA, 1260 nt
Organism: Panicum virgatum (switchgrass)
Lineage: Eukaryota; Viridiplantae; Streptophyta; Magnoliopsida; Poales; Poaceae
Exons: 2
Coding region: 1-1260 (419 amino acids)
Molecular function (GO): protein binding
Source: RefSeq, a predicted model, not a curated record
AUGGCCGGGCGGAAGCGGCGGCAGUGGAACCCCGCGUCGUACCUCAGCGACGACCUGUUGAUCGAGAUCCUCGUGCGGCUGCCGGCGAGGCCGCUGCGCCGCUUCAAAUUUGUCUCCCGGUCAUGGCGCGAUCUCAUCUCAGGCCCUGUCCGCCGCCGGAGGCUUGCGCACACUGACGCCGCGUCGGGCUUCUUCUUCUACCAGCAUGUCCACGGCGACGGCUACCUGGCGCCGGUGACGACGACGGACUUGAGCUUCACCGCCCUGCUAUGCCCUCCCGAUGGAGGUGGGGGCGGAGGCUCGCCGUCUCCGUCCCUCGAUCAAGCCUUCCCGUUCCUGCCUUGUUCGAGCGGCACGUGGACCCGGACGGAGCUGCUGGACUCGUGCAACGGGCUCCUCCUCCUACGCUGCCACCGCCCCGGCUCCGACGGCGAGCUGCAGGCCGCUCCGCCUCUCUACAUCGUCUGCGACCCCGCCACCCAGGGCUGGGUGGUCGAGCUGCCCCCCGUGCCCUUGCCGGAGCCUAGUCGUCGCCGGGAUCACGUUCACAUUGCCGACCUCGAUUUUUUUCAUCAUCAGCAGCAACGGCUCGAGCACACCCGCCCUGCCGCUCUGGCCUUCGACCCGGCCGUCUCCCCGCACUUCCACGUCUUGGAGCUGGUGGAGGACGACGGGCGGCGGCAGUACAGUUCCCGGAAGAGCGAGUGGAGCUACCGCAUCUCCUACGCCGGCGAGAACGCCUGCUUCAACGGCAGCGAGUGGAGGUACAGCCUCGCUUACGCCGGCAAGCACGCCUACCUCAACGGCUCCCUGCACCUCACCACCACCGACACCGAGAACGGCAUGGUGGUGGUCGCGUCGGUGGACACCAAGGGCCAGACGUGGAGGGCCACCCGCGUGUGCCCGGCAACGCUCGGCGCCCCCGGCGUGAUCGCCCAGUCACAGCGCCGCCUGCUCUACGCGGACACUCGUGACCUGUCGGUCUACGUUCUCGAGGACGGCGGCGCCGGCGCCGGCGCCGAGAGGUGGAUCUUGAAGCACCGUGCCUGCAGGGCGCUGGAUGAUCCCGACUGCCUGCAGGGGCAGAGCGUGGUUGCCAUCCAUCCGGAUUGCAAUGUGAUUUUCCUCUUUGAUAGACGACGGCGGAGCCUUAUCGCCUACGAUAUGGAUCAUGGGACUACACGUCUCGUCCACAGUUUCAUGGAUGCAACGGCGAUCAUGUACCACUUUUUCCCAUAUAUACCAUUGUACUUGCAAUAA